Molecule: messenger RNA, 789 nt
Organism: Chrysochloris asiatica (Cape golden mole)
Lineage: Eukaryota; Metazoa; Chordata; Mammalia; Afrosoricida; Chrysochloridae
Gene: FIGLA
Product: folliculogenesis specific basic helix-loop-helix
Biological process (GO): developmental process; regulation of transcription by RNA polymerase II
Molecular function (GO): DNA-binding transcription factor activity, RNA polymerase II-specific; protein dimerization activity; RNA polymerase II transcription regulatory region sequence-specific DNA binding
Source: RefSeq, a predicted model, not a curated record
AUGGACGCUGCGCCCUCGCCUGUGGAGUUGGGGCCGGGACUGCCGACCCUGCUGUGCGCCCCGCAGGCUGAGGUGCUGGAGGACGUGCUGCGGGAGCAGUUCGGGCCACUCCACCAGCUGGCUGCCAUCUGCCGGCUCAAGCGGCUGCCCUCGGGCGGCUACUCAUCCACCGAAGGCCUCCAGUUGGUGCUGGAGCGGCGGCGCGCGGCCAACGCCAAGGAGCGUGAGCGGAUAAAAAAUCUCAAUCAUGGUUUUGCCAGACUGAAGGCACUUGUGCCCUUUCUUCCGCAAAGCAGAAAACCUAGCAAAGUUGAUAUCCUUAAAGGUGCUACUGAAUACAUACAAGUUCUCAGUGACGUUUUGGAAGGAGCCAAAGACUCUGAGAAACAAAACCCAGAUGAUAAGAACUACGGCAACAGUACUUCUGAUUCACAUAUAUCAUUGGUUAGAGAGCUAUCGAGAAAUAUUACACAUCCCAACUAUGCCAUAGGCUUGAAGAAAGAGGAGGCAGGGUUCUGGGCAAUUGGUGGCAAUCGCUUCCCGGCGGUGAUUUAUGCUAAGCCUGAAGGUGGUUUCUGGAUUGAAAGCUUCGCUUUUGGGGGCCGUUUCCUCCGUUUGAAUCCGGCCGCCGCCCUCUGGAGGUGGAGUGGGAAAGGGGCCUUUCCAGACGGCCAGGUCCGGCAGGGCGUGUCCCCUCCAGGUCUGGCGGUCGCCCACAGCGCGUUGUCCAUCUCCAUCACUGCUGCAGCCGAGCAGGUGCGGGAACCGCGGGCAGCCUGCGGCUCUUGA